CCCCGCCGCCCCUGACGGCUGGUGGUGGUGGUUGUUGUUGGCGAGGGUUCCGGCGUUUCUCCGAAACAAGUCUGAAGUGGCGGACACAGAGUUUGAUAUCGACACCUCCGGGGCCAUGGAGGGGAAGUCGAAGGUGGCCCCCAGUGUGGAUUUCGACCACAGCUGCUCGGACAGUGUCGAAUAUUUGACCCUGAACUUCGGGCCUUUUGAGACUGUGCACCGCUGGAGGAGGCUGCCGCCCUGCGAUGAGUUCGUAGGAGCCAGGCGAAGUAAGCAUACUGUUGUGGCCUAUAAGGAUGCAAUCUACGUGUUUGGAGGAGACAAUGGAAAGAACAUGUUAAAUGACCUGUUAAGAUUUGAUGUGAAGGACUGCUCUUGGUGCAGGGCUUUCACAACAGGGUCUCCGCCUGCACCCAGGUACCAUCACUCUGCUGUUGUGUAUGGAAGCAGCAUGUUUGUGUUUGGUGGCUACACUGGAGAUAUUUAUUCCAAUUCCAACCUACAAAACAAGAAUGAUCUGUUUGAAUACAAGUUUGCCACAGGCCAGUGGACAGAAUGGAAAGUAGAAGGCAGGCUGCCAGUGGCAAGGUCAGCUCAUGGAGCCACAGUCUACAGCGAUAAGCUAUGGAUCUUCGCAGGCUAUGACGGUAAUGCAAGACUGAAUGAUAUGUGGACCAUAGGUCUCCAUGAUAGAGAGAUGGCAUGCUGGGACGAGAUUGAGCAGAGCGGUGAGAUCCCUCCGUCAUGCUGUAACUUCCCUGUGGCUGUCUGCAAAGACAAGAUGUUUGUUUUCUCAGGACAGAGUGGAGCAAAGAUCACCAAUAAUCUUUUUCAAUUUGAAUUCAAGGAAAAAGUUUGGACAAGGAUUCCCACCGAACACUUGCUCCGAGGUUCUCCUCCCCCACCUCAGAGGCGGUAUGGCCACACCAUGGUAGCAUUUGAUCGACAUCUCUACGUAUUUGGAGGUGCUGCAGAUAAUACACUGCCUAAUGAAUUACAUUGCUAUGAUGUGGACUCCCAGACGUGGGAGGUCAUUCAACCCAGCCCUGACAGUGUGGGGAGCAAUUUGUACACAGAGGCAACAUACGAUCCUGAUUUUAUGAUGCCCAGUGGAAGACUUUUCCAUGCUGCAGCAGUAAUUUCUGAUGCAAUGUAUAUCUUUGGUGGAACAGUGGACAACAAUGUAAGAAGUGGAGAAAUGUAUCGGUUUCAGUUUUCUUGCUAUCCUAAAUGUACUUUACAUGAAGAUUAUGGGAGGCUAUGGGAAAACAGGCAGUUCUGUGAUGUGGAAUUCAUCCUUGGAGAGAAAGAAGAGCGUGUUAAAGGGCAUAUAGCGGUUGUCACAGCUCGAAGCAAGUGGUUAAGGAAGAAGAUUGCUCAGGCUAGAGAUUGGCUGAAGCAGAAAGCCAAGCAGGAGAUGGGGGUUGAAGCAGAGACAGCAGGGACAAACCUAAAUCUGACAGGUUCCUUGCUUCAGCUGGAGGUCGUGAUCCGUGAGGCUGAGGCACAGCCGUUUGAGAUACUGAUGCAGUUUCUCUACACAGACAAAAUCAAGUACCCACGGAAAGGUCACGUGCAAGAUGUCUUAUUGAUAAUGGAUGUUUACAAGCUUGCCCUAAGCUUUCACCUGGCUCGACUGGAACAGCUGUGCUUACAGUACAUAGAGGCCUCAGUCGACCUUCAGAAUGUACUCACUGUGUGUGAGAAUGCCAACAAGUUACAGCUGGAUCAACUAAAGGAGUACUGUCUGAAUUUUGUGGUGAAAGAAUCACACUUUAACCAUGUGAUAAUGACUAAAGAAUUUGAGCAUCUUUCCACUUGCUUAAUUGUGGAGAUUAUAAGAAGGAAGCAUCAACCCCCAACACGGAUGCAUUCUGAUCAACCUGUUGACAUAGGCACAUCUCUAGUCCAGGACAUGAAGAGCUAUCUGGAAGGAGCAGGCAUGGAGUUCUGUGACAUAACACUGCUGUUGGAUGGUCACCCCAGGCCAGCCCAUAAAGCAAUACUAGCUGCCCGGUCCAGUUAUUUUGAAGCCAUGUUUCGAUCUUUCAUGCCUGAAGAUGGACAAGUUAAUAUUUCUAUUGGAGAAAUGGUACCAAGUCGACAAGCUUUUGAAUCACUCCUUCGCUAUGUGUACUAUGGUGAAGUCAACAUGCCUCCAGAGGACUCUUUAUACUUGUUUUCUGCACCUUAUUAUUAUGGCUUCACAAAUAAUAGACUGCAAGCAUAUUGUAAACAGAACCUGGAAAUGAAUGUGACGGUGGAAAAUGUACUGCAGAUUCUGGAAGCAGCUGAUAAGACUCAGGCCUUGGAUAUGAAGAAGCACUGUCUUCACAUUAUUGUACAUCACUUUACCAAGGUCUCCAAGUUGCCCAACCUACGAUCUCUAAGCCAAGCCUUACUUCUCGACAUCAUCGAAUCAUUAGCCAAUCAUAUUUCAGACAAGCAGUGUGCAGAGCUGGGCUCGGAUAUGUGACAAUUAAUUUUAAGCACUGAUUCUCAAAUUGUCUUAGCAACUUUGUUGUUUGAUGCAGAUGAGUAGUAAUUUAUUUAUUGAAGUAAUUAAUUUUAUUUUAAAUUAGGCAGCUCGAUAUUAUGCUAAGGCUGUUUUGAAUUACUAUAUUUGAAUCAAGCCUUUUGUUAAGAGUAGAAUAUAUUGCUGUCCGUCUUUUGUUUGCUGGUUCAAGCAGAAUAAGGGAGUAAGCAAUUGUAUUAUUUACAAAAAAGAACACUUAGUAAAUGACUAUAGGAGAAAUAUCAGCAUCACCUAUACGAAGACUUGUAAAGUUUAUUCAUGAAGUUUAAAACUAACAAUCCUAUUUUACUUAUUCUUUUUCAUUUCCUGAUUUAAAAAAUGAAUAGUAUGAAUGACUGCAUUUCCACAGUAACUCAGAGUGAUCACAGGUUUGGGAAUUUGUCUCUGUGGCUUAAUUGGCCAGUAUUUCUGAGUUUAUCUAGUUCUCUUCUGUUGUGUGAUAACUAGAGGCAAUACGUGAGACUGCAUGAUAUUCAUUGAUAUUAAUGAGGCACACAGUAAAUAUGUUAAUUAACACUGUCUAAAUACUCUUAGUAAAAUUUGGUAUUAGUAUUUAUCUCUCAUCAGGCAUUACAGUUAGUGAAUAUUUUAAUCAAAACAUAAAAAUUGAAUGAGCCAUGGCAUUGAUUAUCAUGACUGUUGUAGUAGAAAACUUGUGCAAACACAUGUAAUUGCUACAUAUAUACUAUGAUAGAAUUCUAAGAAGAGAAUGAAUGUAUGAAGGGAUUUGUGAACAAAGAACAUUAGGUUCGCCUGAUAUUCUCUUUGAGCUGCAAAUUGCUUUGAAUCUUUUGUCUAGAUUUUAUUUCUAUUAUUGUUAGAUGGCAUUGCAACUUGAUCCUGGACAAAAGAAAAUUCUGUAAAACACUUUAUCCGUGCUGAAUGCAAUGUUAGAUGAAAAGGUUCAUUUAUCGUUCACCAUGUGGAAGUUAGAUACUGUUAUUACAAAUUGUAAAAAAAAGCAACAGUUACUUGUGUGAUCAGAGCAAAUAGUCUGUACCACGUCUUGAAUUUAAUGCAUAUGCAUAAUCAUUAGGCUAUGAAUCACAGCGUAAACGUUCUCAUUGAAUCUUGCACUUUUCAGUUCUGAGUGAAGUUUACUAAAAUUUCUAGGGCCUCAUUAAUGAGUAAUAGUUUUAAUUGUGCUUUGCUGUUGUACUUGGAGAGGAGUGAAAGGGGAGAUCAGUUGACCAGCACCUACUAUUUAUGAUUUUCAGGUUGCUCCUAGAUGCAUUUACAACAUGGUGUGAUAGUAUUAUGUAAUUCUAAGAUAGACUCUGAACUAAAUGAAGAAUAGCCAGUUAUUACAAUAUUACUUGGAUAUGCUCAUGAGGUGAUUGCAACUGUACCAGUCUAUGCUGAGCCUACAAUUGCCUAGAGUAAUAGAUGUAGGAGAGAGGAUAGAAGUUUGGACUGAAGCAAAUUCUAUUCCAAAGUUUACAAUGAUUAAAAUCCACCUUGUUGAAUAUAUAGAAUGUCAGUAAAAAAAAAUUGUGCAACUAAUGAAUUGUAAUGGUUAAUCUAUGUAUAAAGUGAACUAUGAAAGCUUGUGUAUACAUUAUUCUGUUUAUUGUAACUUAGCCAUAUAGUAUUCAUGAAAUCACAAAGUAAGCUGUUAUUGGUUUAUAUAUGAUCUGUUACGUUGUUUUCUACCCCAAGCUGUUAAGCUAAGGACCAAAUAUAUGACUUCUGGCAAAAAAAAAGAGCAGCUGAAGGAACUCAGUGAGUCAGGCAGCAUGUGUGGAGAAAAACGGAGAGUAGAUAUUUCAGGUUUAGACCCUUUAGCCAGACUGGAAGAGCAGAGGGCAGAUAGCUAAAGAAGUGAGUUGAGACAACAGCUAGCAAGCAAUUGCUGGAUCCCUGUUGAGGAGGUGAUGAUUGGCAGAUGGAGUCAACGAGGGAAGGGAGAGGUUGAGAAGCAAUAGGUGGAAACAACAAAGGGUUGCAGAUUAUGAAAAUGAUGAAUGUCCACUACCCUCCAAAGAUGCUGCCAGUCAUGCUAAGUUCCUUCAAAUAGCUCGUUUAUUUGCUCCAGAUUCCAGCAUCUGCAGUCUUUUAUGUAUCCAGGUUUGAUUUUAGUUUGUAAAGCUGUAAUGAACUGAGCAAAGUUUCAACUACUAACUUGUUCUGUACCUUCCAAUAUAGUGACUUCAUUUGCAAUUAUUCUGUCAUUUUAUCUCAGUUUCACCUUUUAAACGUAUUAAACAAAAAAAAUCCAGCUUCGAUGCCAGAGAAAAGGAAGGCAACACAGAUUAAAGUUGCAUCUCAUUUGAACAUGACUGCCAAGGAAGAGAAGUUAUCAGUUGAGUAUCUAAAUCCAGGAUGUUGUUGACAGCCCAAUUAUGUCAUCAAUUGAUAAGCUACCUAUUAUGGAAGCAGAUUCCACCUAGCAUUGGGAUCUAUGAAGAAAUGGUAUUUAGUAGGGAUACAUACAUACAUUUCUUCCAUACAUAAUUUGCAGCUUGACAAGAUUGAGUAGCUUGAGUAAGUAUAAAUAUUGAUCUGUAAGGAUACAGAUCAGAUGCAACACAAAAUAGGGAAUAGGUUAAGAAAGACAAAAAUGUGAUUCAAUUACCUGAGGUAAAUUUUUAAAAGAGGGGUGUGAAUACAAUGUGUUAAUUGAAUAAACAAAUACUGAUCAUCUGAUAACUAAAGUCUUACUUCAGUGGUUAAGUUGAUGGAGAAGAUCCUGAGAGGCAGGAUCUAUGAACAUUUGGAGAGGUAUAAUAUGAUUAGGAAUAAUCAGCAUGGCUUUGUCAAGGGCAGGUCAUGCCUUACGAGCCUGAUUGAAUUUUUUGAGGAUGUGACUAAACACAUUGAUGGAGGUAGAACUGUAGAUGUAGUGUAUAUGGAUUUCAGCAAGGCAUUUGGUAAGGUAACCCAUGCAAGGCUUAUUGAGAAAGUAAGGAGGCAUGGGGUCCAAAGGGACAUUGCUUUGUGGAUCCAGAACUGGCUUACCCACAGAAGGCAAAAAGAGUGGUUAUAGACGGGUCAUUUUCUGCAUGGAGGUUGGUGACCAGUGGUGUGCCUCAGGGAUCUGUUGUGGGACCCUUACUCUUGAUUUUUAUAACUGACCUGGAUGAGGAAGUGGAGGGAUGGGUUAGUAAGUUUGCUGAUGACACAAAGGUUGGAGGUGUUGUGGAUAGUGUGGAGGGCUAUCAGAGGUUACAGUGGGACAUUGAUAGGAUGCAAGACUGGGCUGAGAAGUGGCAGAUGGAGUUCAACCCGGAUAAGUGUGAAGUGGUUCAUUUUGGUAGGUCAAAUAUGAUGGCAGAAUAUAGUAUUAAUGGUAAGAGUCUUGGCAGUGUGGAGGAUCAGAGGGAUCUUGGGGUCUGAGUCCUUAGGACGCUCAAAGCAGCUGCGUAGUUUGACUCUGGUUAAGAAGGCAUAUGGUGUACUGGCCUUCAUCGAUCAUGGAAUUGAAUUUAGGAGCCGAGAGGUAAUGUUGCAGCUGUAUGGGACCCUGGUCAGACCCCACUUGGAGUAUUGUGCUCAGUUCUGGUUGCCUCACUACAGGAGGGAUGUAGAAACCACAGAAAGGGUGCAGAGGAGUUUACAAGGAUGUUGCCUGGAUUGGGGAGCAUGCCUUAUGAAAACAGGUUGAGUGAACUCGACCUUUUCUCCUUAGAGCGACGGAGGAUGAGAGGUGACCUGAUAGAGGUGUAUAAGAUGAUGAGAGGCAUUGAUUGUGUGGAUAGUCAGAGGCUUUUUCCCAGGGCUGAAAUGGUUGCCACAAGAGGACACAGGUUUAAGGUGCUGGGGAGUAGGUACAGAGGAGAUGUCAGGGGUAAGUUUUUUACGCAGAGAGUGGUAAGUGUGUGGAAUGGGCUGCCGGCAAUGGUGGUGGAGGCGGAUACGACAGGGUCUUUUAAGAGACUUUUGGAUAGGUACAUGGAGUUUAGAAAAAUAGAAGGCUAUGGGUAAGCCUAGUAAUUUCUAAGGUAGGGACAUGUUCGGCACAGCUUUGUGGGCCGAAGGGCCUGUACUGUACUGUAGGUUUUCUAUGUUUUCUAAAGGAGAAUGAAUCAGAAUUCUUUACUCUGGACUGUUGUGAGUUUAUUCAAAACAGAGAUUGCUUUAAUAUACAGUAUACUAGAUUUAUCAAUCAAUUAAUAAUACAUGAAAAUGGCACUAAAGUA
Molecule: messenger RNA, 6675 nt
Organism: Mobula hypostoma (lesser devil ray)
Lineage: Eukaryota; Metazoa; Chordata; Chondrichthyes; Myliobatiformes; Myliobatidae
Gene: lztr1
Product: leucine zipper like post translational regulator 1
Exons: 21
Coding region: 116-2476 (786 amino acids)
Cellular component (GO): Golgi apparatus
Molecular function (GO): protein binding
Source: RefSeq, a predicted model, not a curated record